Molecule: messenger RNA, 571 nt
Organism: Racocetra persica
Lineage: Eukaryota; Fungi; Glomeromycota; Glomeromycetes; Diversisporales; Gigasporaceae
Source: the annotation of a GenBank genome assembly
AGUUAAUGAGCAAGAACAGUCUGAAGUUAAUAAUAGUAGUAGAAUUUAUUUCACAACAACUUACAAGAUUCCUUAUGAAUCUAUUUAUAGAUCUUUGGAUCAGAAAAAAGAAUAUGUUACGGCUAAUAAUCUUUUCAAAAAAGCUAUUCAAUUAGGAUUAGAUGCUGGUUCCACAGCUAUUCAAGAAUUAAAUACUUUUAUGAAAGAAUUUAUAAAAAAGCACAGUCCAAAUCAUACAAAUCAUCAAGAAUUGAAUCAGAAAUAUAACAAAAAAAAGUCACCUGCUGAAUUGAAUAGUUCUGAUUUGAAUAUGCAAAACAGUUCUGAUUCAACUGACGAAUCAUAUACAGAUAAUGAUAUUGAGAAUAUAGAUCCAUCCUUGAUUCAAAAUCCAGUUAUUCGUUCUAAAAAAGGUGCAUAUCGUAAAACUAGAUUUAAAGGAUCUCAGGAAAUUAAAAAGAAAGUUUCAGCUAAAGUUUCAACUAGAAAACCGAUGGAAUGUCAGCAGUGUUAUAAAGCUAGGCAUAAUAAGGCAGGUUGUGAAAAAUGGCACAAAAAAAAUCAAAUCUAA